AGACAAAAGCGGAUGGAUACACGCGGCGCUAUAUAAACCGACCGCGGUGCCGCCGUCCUCCAUAACCCAAACUACGUUGUUGUCUUCGUUCUUCGUACCCGUGCUGUCAGCGUCUGCGUGAGAGGUUUCUUUCGCCGCUUCGUGCACCCAAAACGAUUUAAUCAUGCAAAUCUUCGUGAAGACCCUGACGGGCAAGACCAUCACUCUCGAGGUGGAGCCAAGUGACACCAUCGAGAACGUCAAGGCAAAGAUCCAGGACAAGGAAGGCAUUCCUCCCGACCAGCAGCGACUGAUCUUCGCGGGCAAGCAGUUGGAAGAUGGCCGCACGCUGUCCGACUACAACAUCCAGAAAGAAUCCACCCUCCACCUGGUCCUGCGUCUCCGUGGUGGCAUGCAGAUCUUCGUGAAGACCCUGACGGGCAAGACCAUCACUCUCGAGGUUGAGCCAAGUGACACCAUCGAGAACGUCAAGGCAAAGAUCCAGGACAAGGAAGGCAUUCCUCCCGACCAGCAGCGACUGAUCUUCGCGGGCAAGCAGUUGGAAGAUGGCCGCACGCUGUCCGACUACAACAUCCAGAAAGAAUCCACCCUCCACCUGGUCCUGCGUCUCCGUGGUGGCAUGCAGAUCUUCGUGAAGACCCUGACGGGCAAGACCAUCACCCUGGAGGUGGAGCCAAGUGACACCAUCGAGAACGUCAAGGCAAAGAUCCAGGACAAGGAAGGCAUUCCUCCCGACCAGCAGCGACUGAUCUUCGCGGGCAAGCAGUUGGAAGAUGGCCGCACGCUGUCCGACUACAACAUCCAGAAAGAAUCCACCCUCCACCUGGUCCUGCGUCUCCGUGGUGGCAUGCAGAUCUUCGUGAAGACCCUGACGGGCAAGACCAUCACUCUCGAGGUGGAGCCAAGUGACACCAUCGAGAACGUCAAGGCAAAGAUCCAGGACAAGGAAGGCAUUCCUCCCGACCAGCAGCGACUGAUCUUCGCGGGCAAGCAGUUGGAAGAUGGCCGCACGCUGUCCGACUACAACAUCCAGAAAGAAUCCACCCUCCACCUGGUCCUGCGUCUCCGUGGUGGCAUGCAGAUCUUCGUGAAGACCCUGACGGGCAAGACCAUCACCCUGGAGGUGGAGCCAAGUGACACCAUCGAGAACGUCAAGGCAAAGAUCCAGGACAAGGAAGGCAUUCCUCCCGACCAGCAGCGACUGAUCUUCGCGGGCAAGCAGUUGGAAGAUGGCCGCACGCUGUCCGACUACAACAUCCAGAAAGAAUCCACCCUCCACCUGGUCCUGCGUCUCCGUGGUGGCAUGCAGAUCUUCGUGAAGACCCUGACGGGCAAGACCAUCACCCUGGAGGUGGAGCCAAGUGACACCAUCGAGAAUGUCAAGGCAAAGAUCCAGGACAAGGAAGGCAUUCCUCCCGACCAGCAGCGACUGAUCUUCGCGGGCAAGCAGUUGGAAGAUGGCCGCACGCUGUCCGACUACAACAUCCAGAAAGAAUCCACCCUCCACCUGGUCCUGCGUCUCCGUGGUGGCAUGCAGAUCUUCGUGAAGACCCUGACGGGCAAGACCAUCACCCUGGAGGUGGAGCCAAGUGACACCAUCGAGAACGUCAAGGCAAAGAUCCAGGACAAGGAAGGCAUUCCUCCCGACCAGCAGCGACUGAUCUUCGCGGGCAAGCAGUUGGAAGAUGGCCGCACGCUGUCCGACUACAACAUCCAGAAAGAAUCCACCCUCCACCUGGUCCUGCGUCUCCGUGGUGGCAUGCAGAUCUUCGUGAAGACCCUGACGGGCAAGACCAUCACCCUGGAAGUGGAGCCAAGUGACACCAUCGAGAACGUCAAGGCAAAGAUCCAGGACAAGGAAGGCAUUCCUCCCGACCAGCAGCGACUGAUCUUCGCGGGCAAGCAGUUGGAAGAUGGCCGCACGCUGUCCGACUACAACAUCCAGAAAGAAUCCACCCUCCACCUGGUCCUGCGUCUCCGUGGUGGCAUGCAGAUCUUCGUGAAGACCCUGACAGGCAAGACCAUCACCCUGGAGGUGGAGCCAAGUGACACCAUCGAGAACGUCAAGGCAAAGAUCCAGGACAAGGAAGGCAUUCCUCCCGACCAGCAGCGACUGAUCUUCGCAGGCAAGCAGUUGGAAGAUGGCCGCACGCUGUCCGACUACAACAUCCAGAAAGAAUCCACCCUCCACCUGGUCCUGCGUCUCCGUGGUGGCAUGCAGAUCUUCGUGAAGACCCUGACGGGCAAGACCAUCACUCUCGAGGUGGAGCCAAGUGACACCAUCGAGAACGUCAAGGCAAAGAUCCAGGACAAGGAAGGCAUUCCUCCCGACCAGCAGCGACUGAUCUUCGCGGGCAAGCAGUUGGAAGAUGGCCGCACGCUGUCCGACUACAACAUCCAGAAAGAAUCCACCCUCCACCUGGUCCUGCGUCUCCGUGGUGGCAUGCAGAUCUUCGUGAAGACCCUGACGGGCAAGACCAUCACCCUGGAGGUGGAGCCAAGUGACACCAUCGAGAACGUCAAGGCAAAGAUCCAGGACAAGGAAGGCAUUCCUCCCGACCAGCAGCGACUGAUCUUCGCGGGCAAGCAGUUGGAAGAUGGCCGCACGCUGUCCGACUACAACAUCCAGAAAGAAUCCACCCUCCACCUGGUCCUGCGUCUCCGUGGUGGCAUGCAGAUCUUCGUGAAGACCCUGACGGGCAAGACCAUCACCCUGGAGGUGGAGCCAAGUGACACCAUCGAGAACGUCAAGGCAAAGAUCCAGGACAAGGAAGGCAUUCCUCCCGACCAGCAGCGACUGAUCUUCGCGGGCAAGCAGUUGGAAGAUGGCCGCACGCUGUCCGACUACAACAUCCAGAAAGAAUCCACCCUCCACCUGGUCCUGCGUCUCCGUGGUGGCAUGCAGAUCUUCGUGAAGACCCUGACGGGCAAGACCAUCACCCUGGAGGUGGAGCCAAGUGACACCAUCGAGAACGUCAAGGCAAAGAUCCAGGACAAGGAAGGCAUUCCUCCCGACCAGCAGCGACUGAUCUUCGCGGGCAAGCAGUUGGAAGAUGGCCGCACGCUGUCCGACUACAACAUCCAGAAAGAAUCCACCCUCCACCUGGUCCUGCGUCUCCGUGGUGGCAUGCAGAUCUUCGUGAAGACCCUGACGGGCAAGACCAUCACCCUGGAGGUGGAGCCAAGUGACACCAUCGAGAACGUCAAGGCAAAGAUCCAGGACAAGGAAGGCAUUCCUCCCGACCAGCAGCGACUGAUCUUCGCGGGCAAGCAGUUGGAAGAUGGCCGCACGCUGUCCGACUACAACAUCCAGAAAGAAUCCACCCUCCACCUGGUCCUGCGUCUCCGUGGUGGCAUGCAGAUCUUCGUGAAGACCCUGACGGGCAAGACCAUCACCCUGGAGGUGGAGCCAAGUGACACCAUCGAGAAUGUCAAGGCAAAGAUCCAGGACAAGGAAGGCAUUCCUCCCGACCAGCAGCGACUGAUCUUCGCGGGCAAGCAGUUGGAAGAUGGCCGCACGCUGUCCGACUACAACAUCCAGAAAGAAUCCACCCUCCACCUGGUCCUGCGUCUCCGUGGUGGCAUGCAGAUCUUCGUGAAGACCCUGACGGGCAAGACCAUCACCCUGGAGGUGGAGCCAAGUGACACCAUCGAGAACGUCAAGGCAAAGAUCCAGGACAAGGAAGGCAUUCCUCCCGACCAGCAGCGACUGAUCUUCGCGGGCAAGCAGUUGGAAGAUGGCCGCACGCUGUCCGACUACAACAUCCAGAAAGAAUCCACCCUCCACCUGGUCCUGCGUCUCCGUGGUGGCAUGCAGAUCUUCGUGAAGACCCUGACGGGCAAGACCAUCACCCUGGAGGUGGAGCCAAGUGACACCAUCGAGAACGUCAAGGCAAAGAUCCAGGACAAGGAAGGCAUUCCUCCCGACCAGCAGCGACUGAUCUUCGCGGGCAAGCAGUUGGAAGAUGGCCGCACGCUGUCCGACUACAACAUCCAGAAAGAAUCCACCCUCCACCUGGUCCUGCGUCUCCGUGGUGGCAUGCAGAUCUUCGUGAAGACCCUGACGGGCAAGACCAUCACCCUGGAGGUGGAGCCAAGUGACACCAUCGAGAACGUCAAGGCAAAGAUCCAGGACAAGGAAGGCAUUCCUCCCGACCAGCAGCGACUGAUCUUCGCGGGCAAGCAGUUGGAAGAUGGCCGCACGCUGUCCGACUACAACAUCCAGAAAGAAUCCACCCUCCACCUGGUCCUGCGUCUCCGUGGUGGCAUGCAGAUCUUCGUGAAGACCCUGACGGGCAAGACCAUCACCCUGGAGGUGGAGCCAAGUGACACCAUCGAGAACGUCAAGGCAAAGAUCCAGGACAAGGAAGGCAUUCCUCCCGACCAGCAGCGACUGAUCUUCGCGGGCAAGCAGUUGGAAGAUGGCCGCACGCUGUCCGACUACAACAUCCAGAAAGAAUCCACCCUCCACCUGGUCCUGCGUCUCCGUGGUGGCAUGCAGAUCUUCGUGAAGACCCUGACGGGCAAGACCAUCACCCUGGAGGUGGAGCCAAGUGACACCAUCGAGAACGUCAAGGCAAAGAUCCAGGACAAGGAAGGCAUUCCUCCCGACCAGCAGCGACUGAUCUUCGCGGGCAAGCAGUUGGAAGAUGGCCGCACGCUGUCCGACUACAACAUCCAGAAAGAAUCCACCCUCCACCUGGUCCUGCGUCUCCGUGGUGGCAUGCAGAUCUUCGUGAAGACCUUGAUGGGCAAGACCAUCACCCUCGACGUGGAGCCAAGUGACACCAUGCAGAAAGAUUUCACCCUCGGGGGGGCAUUUAAAAUUAGCUAAAUUACCUUCGACAUUCCAGGCUGUCUUAAUUCCAGCAUAAUUUUAAAAGGGUUAACUUUUUUCAACAGCUUGUGCAACUCUAUAUAUUAUAUGUUGCAUGGAGUUACAGUAAACGAUUCCUUAACAUUGGAUUUCCACUAAUCUACACGCACUAGAUGUCGAAAGUACUUUAUGUUGUUUGUGCAUUAUAAAUAAUAAAGAUUUAUGGUGAAUGGA
Molecule: messenger RNA, 5050 nt
Organism: Petromyzon marinus (sea lamprey)
Lineage: Eukaryota; Metazoa; Chordata; Hyperoartia; Petromyzontiformes; Petromyzontidae
Product: polyubiquitin-C
Molecular function (GO): protein binding
Source: RefSeq, a predicted model, not a curated record